UCUGCACCCCAAACAUGCCGUUCAGAAGCAUUUGUAAUAUAACAUCAUUGCAUCUGGAGAAGGCCCUGUUUCCGUUUUAGCUUUGCGACGAUCAUGCCAUAUGAGUAUCCUUCUAAAACGUGCGUGCAGUGUGGUCAAGCACCCCAUAACCCAAGUGCCGACACGAGUCAUCCACCAGCCUUUCAAGGUAGCCCAUCGAAUCAUUCGGAGAUUGCAGUAAUCGCACACUGUUGAUAAUGGCAUGGCUCGUACCUGUAGGGAUCUGGGCAGUAUCGGAGUUGUUCGGUUUCGGUCGCGGUGACAGCGCUCCCAAUCCAACUUAUGCUGAAAUCGAAGCCCGCCGGUGGGCUGAGAGAGAGCGGGAUAGGGCCAUUGGGGACCUUGACAGUAUGAGGGUGGAGGUGGCGCAGCUCACACAAUCAAUGCAAGCAACACAAAGUAGGACACUUCGGUUCCAGCAAGAGGCCAUGUCAGCUGCGGCAGCCGCGCAGCAGAAAACUCAGGAGCAAAUGAGGGCUAUGUUUGACGCCGUGAGAGCUGCAGAUGCAGCCCAUUUCGCUGCAGAAAGUGCUGCACGAGUUGCAACAGAGGAGUCCAAGAGGAAGGCCCAAGAAGCUGAGGCGGAGAGGCAGCGCACCCAAGCUGCUUUCGAAAAAGCUCAGAGAGCGGCAGAGGCUUCUAAACUAGACGCCGAACGUCUUCAGAGAGCAGCCGAAGAAGAAAAGAAGAAAGCCGCCGAAGCCGUCGCAGAAUCAGAGGCGGUAAGAAAAGUAGCUGAGAACAAUGUUCGCGAGGCUGCAGCUGCCAAGGAAGACGCUGAAAGGCGGCUUAGAGACGGCAUACAGCCUGUAUUAACGCCUACUCCUCAAGAAAUUCUCGCUGCCCAAGCAAAAAUUCAGUAUCAGGAGAAUUUAUUCCAUUUCGCUGUCGCUGGGAGGGCCGGUGGAGGGAAGUCAUCACUCGUAAACGCAUUCCGCGGCAUGAGUAACCGCGCAGCUGGUUCCGCUCGGACAGGGGUCAUAGAGACCACCCUGACGAUGGGAAGGUAUUCAGACCCUGACGAGCGGUGUCAGCAUGUCUGGUACGAUCUUCCUGGAGCAGGGACAAUUAGGAUCCCGGAUUGGCAAUAUUUCAACGCGCAGGGACUCUACGUCUUUGAUUGCAUUGUCGUCUUGUUCGACAAUCGGUUCACCCAGACCGACAUCGCUAUUCUCCGCAAUUGCAGGCGCUUCAAAAUCCCCACUUACAUCGUUCGUUCAAAAGCAGACCAACAUAUUUCAAAUAUCGUAAGGGAGAUGGGAUACGAGAGCGAUGAUGAAAACGCCGAUCGGUCGCAACAGGCAACCUUGUACAUGGCUGCGAGAGAGCAACUCGUCAACGAAACUCGCCACAAUGUGAAGGCAAAUCUUGCGGAGGCGAAUCUACCUGAUCAAAAGGUUUACAUCGUCUCUAGUAGCUGUCUACGAGCUGUGGCCAAAGGCAAUCAGCCUUCAAAGGUCAUUGACGAAAUCCAACUGCUAAAUGAUCUAUAUACGGAAGCACAAGCUAGGCGAGUCCGUCAGUCAGGAGGGGUUUCCGCCUGAGGAACUAGUCCAGAGGAAGUAAUUGGUUUGCUUUAGAAAGUUUCGUGUUUCGAAUUUGGAUGGCAGAGGCAUAUUUACCUAUGAUUCAGAUUCUCGUGCUCAUCACGUACGGAUAUGUAACUUGACAAUUCUACUCUUUCUUGCUGCUGCGCGAGCCGUUUGCAGGUCCUGACGGUGAUGCAUGUUCUCCUCCUCGUUGAUACAGACUCUACCAUCUCCUUUGUCAAUAAUAUGGUACUUUGAUGUCCUCUACUUACUUUUGACCUUCUCAUCAUUGGAGGGGGCAUCGAAAACAGGGCGGCCAAGGUAAGGAAGCUAUACGACAUC
This is a messenger RNA of Suillus plorans, 1910 nucleotides long. Its product is annotated as interferon-inducible GTPase-domain-containing protein. The record is from RefSeq and is a predicted model, not a curated record. Gene Ontology annotation, molecular function: GTP binding. The transcript has 3 exons. Gene Ontology annotation, cellular component: membrane. Lineage: Eukaryota; Fungi; Basidiomycota; Agaricomycetes; Boletales; Suillaceae. The coding region runs from base 237 to 1583 and encodes 448 amino acids.